CUUUUCUACACCUCUUUUUCUUCUUUCUUCUCAUACGUCUUUCAAGAAUACAAGGCAAAAAAAAAACGAUGCUCACGUUGACAACCGCAAAGUACAUAAUAGCCUACACCAUUGCCGGUUUGGUCGUUGCCCUUUGGUUCAGAACAGAUUCCAAGGCCAGAAAGCCAUUGCCAUCGCUACGCGUGAAUCCCUCGGACAGCUACAUUGCUGAUUUCUAUCCUAAUGGCAACUACUUGGAAUUGCCCAUGGGCACCAUGCGCUAUUGGCUGUUUGGCAACCCCAGUGGUAAACGCGUUGUCAUGAUUCACGGUAUUAGUACCGGGUCCCCUAGUUACGACAAGCUGGCGCGCUACAUGGCGGAUGCAGGUCAUCAUGUCCUUGUCUUUGACCUUUGGGGUCGUGGCUACUCGGAUGCUCCUGCUACUUAUUAUGAUGAAGGCCUGUAUACCAGCCAGUUGGCAUUGUUGCUCCAGAAAGUUGGAUGGCACUCGGAUGUCGAUGUGGUCGGCGUCUCUCUCGGAGGUGCCAUUGCAACAUCAUUUACUGCAUUCUAUCCCGAGGUUGUCAACAGACUUAUUCUCAUUGCACCUGCAGGUCUGAUGCAGGCAGACUCGGAUGUCCCGCUCUAUGGCAAGAUCUUUAGACUUCCUGUCAUUAGCAAACUUGUGUUGAACCCAAUCCUCAAGCCCGUUGCGACAUGGGGUAUCACUCAAUUCUACAACACAGCACGUCCUGUUGGUAAGAAAAAGAACGAAGAUUCGACCCGCAUUGCCGAGGCUGCUUUCUCGCAGUUUCAGAAGCACUCUGGUUUCUUUACUGCUUUCUUGAGCACCGUCAUGGACUAUCCCUUGUUCGAUCUUCACAACCGUUACAAGACCGUCGGCCAACGCGAUACCAAUCGUAAGGUAUUGCUAAUUUGGGGUACAGCUGAUCGUACCGUUCCUUUCCGUCAUGCCAAACUCCUCACAUCGUUGAUCCCGCAGACCAAACUCAGUGUUUAUGACGAUGAGGCCCACGAUGUUCUCAUGUCGCGCCAUCCUGAAGUCAAUGCCGAGAUCAAAGAGUUCCUAGCAUAGAUAGAACAACGAUGGUUAUAGUAAUUGAAGCAUAUCCAUACAUUUGCUACCUUUGUAUAUGUAAUUAAUAAACCACAACACGUUAU
Molecule: messenger RNA, 1162 nt
Organism: Zychaea mexicana
Lineage: Eukaryota; Fungi; Mucoromycota; Mucoromycetes; Mucorales; Lichtheimiaceae
Product: Alpha/Beta hydrolase protein
Exons: 4
Coding region: 69-1076 (335 amino acids)
Source: RefSeq, a predicted model, not a curated record